ACUUAUACUCCUCCACUCCUGCUAUCCAUUUCCAUCCAUAACCAUGAAGAAAGAUUCACCUCAAUCAUGGAAACCCUACUGUUGUUCAGCUGAUCAAGAUAAGGUUUUCUGCAGCUUUAGCCGCUGCCGUCCCUCCAGGUCGGAGUUCUCCAAGAAUGUAGCACCAUCGCCAUCUUUCAGGCGCAUGUCGUUCUCGGACCUUAGCAGGUCGUCUUCUAUGCGUAUUAAUGAAGAUAUAGCGCAUGCCUUUGGGCCCGACUUGUUUGACUUUAAAUUGAGUGAGUUGCGAGCCAUAACUCAGAAUUUCUCCAACAAUUUCUUGCUAGGUGAAGGAGGGUUCGGUAAGGUGCAUAAGGGUUAUGUUGAUGAGAACAUGAGGCCUGGGUUGAAGGCUCAACCGAUUGCCGUUAAGCUCCUUGAUAUUGAAGGACUGCAAGGCCAUCGCGAGUGGCUUGCGGAGGUGAUAUUUCUCGGUCAACUUAGGCAUCCAAAUUUGGUAAAAUUGAUCGGUUAUUGUUGUGAAGAAGAAGAGAGACUUCUUGUAUACGAGUUCUUGGCUCGUGGAAGCUUGGAAAAUCAUUUGUUCAAGAGGAUCUCGGUUUGUCUGCCAUGGGGAAUUAGAAUAAAAAUUGCAAUAGGCGCGGCCAAAGGUCUCGCGUUCUUGCACGGUGCCGAUAACCCAGUUAUAUAUCGUGACUUCAAAACGUCCAACAUCUUACUUGAUUCCGAUUUUAAUGCCAAAUUAUCUGAUUUUGGGUUGGCAACAAUGGGGCCAGAAGGAUCAAAUACUCAUGUGACAACUAGAGUCAUGGGCACCUAUGGAUAUGCUGCACCUGAAUAUGUCAACACUGGGCACUUGACCACGAAGAGUGACAUUUAUAGCUUCGGAGUGGUGUUGCUAGAACUAUUGACGGGAAGAAGAGCAAUGGAUAAAAACAGGCCAAAAAGCGAACAAAAUCUUGUGGAUUGGGCAAAGCCGUACUUGACUAGUAGCCGAAGAGUGCGUGCAGUAAUUGAUCCUAGGUUGGCAGGACAAUACUCGGUUAGGGGGGCCAAGGAGAUGGCUCUUCUAGCGCUAUAUUGCGUGAGCCUGAACCCCAAAGACAGACCAAAAAUGCCUGCAAUAAUCGAAACCCUUGAAGGCCUUAAGAAUUUCAAAGAUAUGGCAAUCACUUGUGGCCAGUGGCCCCCGGCUUCACAGAAGACCCCGAGGAAUGCAGUUUAUAUGCCAAAAGAAAGAAAAGACACCAAUGGAGGUCGGAUCUACUGGAAACAGACUCCUGUUAAUCCUGUAAGCACAAAAGGGUAGCGAACGGAAAUGAAGAUUGUAUGAAGGAGAAGAAAAAUAUGCACCACUUCCAUGGAUAUAUGUAAAUGAUAAAUGCAUAUAUGUACAUAAAAUUUUGAUAAAAUGUGCUCAUGUAUGAGUGGUCUGUGUGCAAGAAACAAGAAGCUACUCGAAGGUCGUUUUGUUCAUAAAGUGAUGCAAUGUAGACUUAUCUCCAAAAACUUUCAAGCAUGCACAUAUGAUCUUAUAAGGAGACAUUCCAACUUUUGGUCUACAUUCUUUCUUCCGAGCAUCGACUAGCUAUUUUUCAUUUCUUGUUCUAUGUAUUACACUUGAUCUCAAAUGGAUAAAUCACAUAAGAAGGGCAUAUAUAAUGAAAUGAUCUAAGAUUAUAAUA
Messenger RNA from Cynara cardunculus var. scolymus (artichoke), 1685 nucleotides. RefSeq names its product probable serine/threonine-protein kinase PBL15. The coding region runs from base 44 to 1309 and encodes 421 amino acids. NCBI's taxonomy places the organism in Eukaryota, Viridiplantae, Streptophyta, Magnoliopsida, Asterales, Asteraceae. Gene Ontology annotation, biological process: protein phosphorylation. Gene Ontology annotation, molecular function: protein kinase activity; ATP binding. The record is from RefSeq and is a predicted model, not a curated record. The transcript is spliced from 5 exons.